AUGGCAGAUACGGGGCCACCGCGACGGCGCUUCGUCCCCGUCCCGAUCGAGACGACGUUUCAAUCCUACCGCAAGAAUGUCUACGAUUAUACGUCGCACCAGAGGAUAGGGCCCAACCCGGAGCUGACCCCGGAGCCCUCACCUCGAUCUCCCGAGGCGCAAUUCCCGCCGGAGAUGCACGACCGCGAGACGUCGCAAGAGAGGCGACGCUUUGCUCCCCAGCUCAUCGAGACGUCCAGACGAGUUAGGAGAGUCGGCGACCCUGGGCCGGCCACUCGACCCACGGACAAGACAGACAUCACUCCCUACACAAAUCACAUUUACUCGGCGAAGCCAAAGGCGAGCCGUCGGCAGCUGGGCCCGGCCGGCGACGACGAGCCGCAGCGCAAUGUAUCACGCCCAUUCCCGCCCACCCGGCGCGAGACGGAGGAGGAGGGUGUGCAGGAGUACCUCUUGGACCUGGCGGCUAAACAAGUCGCACGGCAGAUUGAAGAGGUUGCCCUCGCCGCGUUCCCCAACAGCCGCCCCCGCGAGGGUGGUGUGGCUCACUUCUACUUCCGCGAGAGCUCGACUGACAGCGGCAGCUCGCCCGAGGCCAGCCCCCGGGACGAAGAGGCCGGCCAGUACCGGUUCCGGCGCAAGUCGUCCAACCUGGGGCUCAACUGGUGGCAUAAGCACAUGCAGGAGCAUGCGGCGCGGCUGGAGCAGGACCGAGGGGACGGCAUGGACGUGGACAACGAGGAGGCAGUGGUGAUGCAGGAUGAUCUUGAUGCUGCUGCUGCCGCCGCCGCCGCUGCCGCUGGCGGUGCUGCCUCUGCCGCCCGUAGCGGCGGAAACGCGAGAAGCCGUGGCGAGCGGCUGCAGCGGGAAAAGGCCCAGGCCGAGCGCGACGAGAAGAUCCUGCAAGAGUUUGGCGAGGACUUCGUCACCCAGGUGUACAACUACCUGUCGCUGGGCUACCCGGCCAUGGCGCGCGGCUUUGACGAGGAGCUGUCGCGCAUCAGCCACAUUGGCAUUGACGAGCUGCGCAGGGACGACGAGAAGCAGAUGGCCAAGGGCCACAUGGUCGAGAUGAAGCUCGACGUGAACGCGCCCGAGGAGGAGAGGUGUCCGCGAUGGGCGGCGCUGCGGGCCUACAUUACCGAGUGGGCGAGGCAGCACCCUGAUUUGGACAAUCUCGAUCCGCUGGCCUGGGGCGUGCGCGAGAGGAGAGGCAGUUGGGCCAUCUAA
Trichoderma citrinoviride is the source of this 1230-nucleotide messenger RNA. RefSeq lists its product as hypothetical. Lineage: Eukaryota; Fungi; Ascomycota; Sordariomycetes; Hypocreales; Hypocreaceae. The record is from RefSeq and is a predicted model, not a curated record. Bases 1 to 1230 code for a protein of 409 amino acids. The transcript is spliced from 2 exons.